Symsagittifera roscoffensis is the source of this 929-nucleotide messenger RNA. RefSeq lists its product as uncharacterized. NCBI's taxonomy places the organism in Eukaryota, Metazoa, Xenacoelomorpha, Acoela, Convolutidae. The record is from RefSeq and is a predicted model, not a curated record.
UGGCUGUACCGUGCUGGUUUGGAGAAGCGGAACAAGAACAGUCUGAUCAUGGACUUGCGGGACAUGAAGGUGCAGCACAUUCAGCAGGAGGAUGUGAAGACUGAGAUUCUGAAGCGGGUGGGGCAGAGGAGAGCGAGUGAGAUGGCCACGGCCGACAGCAGACAGUGGAGGAACAUCAAGGACCACGUGCACAACAUGAGCAGGCAGAUGAUAGAGGUCAAGGCCCUGUGUGACAGUGCGGAUGCGGAUGGGAUCAUUGAGAAGUAUUUUGAGGUGGAGGAACAGAACCAGGCGAGGAUGAGUCUCUUGUUGGAACAGGAGGCACAGAUGGACAAGCUCAAGAAGGAGAUCAAUGAGCUCCAAACUGGAGUACGUCGAAUGACAGUGACGGGCAAAGUGUGUGACCGCGACUCCUGUGACACCUCGGAGCAUACAGGGGCCGAGUCAUCCACCCUCGGGGAAAUGCAACCUCCUCGCAACCGACAAAUGCAGACACGGGCCCAAUCGGGGUUGGCGAUGGGUGGUGGUGGUCAUGGUGGUGGAUCUGGAAGUAUGGGCAGAAGGCGGUCCACCCAGAUCACUCUGGAGAAGAGGAGGGCCACUCUGAACAGCCAGAAGCAGGACCUCCGCAGGGUGUAUGACAAGAUCCAGCAGUGCCUGGAGACAGCCGGCGGAGUCAGCGACUGUCUCGCUAAUAGACUGGGUCCAGACAAGCAGAUCACAGAGAAGACUGUAUCGGACUGUCUGGCAAGGCUGAACGAGCGGGUGGAUGAACUGCUGAUGGUGAAGGCCUACUUCGACUACAGGAAAGCAAACGAACACAGGGCCCAUUACCAGCUCAAAGACCACGAGGACAGCGGGCCUCCAAUUACAAAUCCCUUCAUUGGCAACUUAGAAAAGAAACAGGCCAAACGGAUGAGUCAGAACAG